Molecule: messenger RNA, 2641 nt
Organism: Cyprinus carpio (common carp)
Lineage: Eukaryota; Metazoa; Chordata; Actinopteri; Cypriniformes; Cyprinidae
Exons: 1
Coding region: 217-1926 (569 amino acids)
Source: RefSeq, a predicted model, not a curated record
CAAGGAUUGUCAAGAGAGGAUAUUAGAUUCUUGGAGAUUGCUGAGAGUUCUGUCAAGCUUGAGGACAAUCAUUAUACCUUGAAGUUGCCAUUUAAAAGGGAAAAUGUGUAUCUUCCUAACAACUUCUCUUUGGCAAAACAGCGGAUACUUGGAUUGAAGAGGAGAUUUCAGAGAGAUGAGCAGUUUUAUGAGGAGUAUGUAGCAUUCCUCAAAGAAAUGAUUAAUAAAGGCUAUGCAGAGCAAUUGCCCACUCAGCAGCUGAAAGGAGACAGCGGCAAGGUGUGGUAUAUUCCUCACCAUGGUGUACGUCAUCCCAGGAAGAGGAACCUGCGGGUGGUUUUUGAUUGUGGUGCGGCCUUCAAAGGAACAUCAUUAAAUCAAGUCCUUCUGCAAGGUCCCAAUUUUACAAGUACAUUGCUUGGUGUUCUCCUAAGGUUUAGGCAGGAGUCGGUAGCUGUCAUGGGAGACAUACAGGCAAUGUUUCAUCAGGUUAGAGUGGCAGAAGAGGACCGAGAUUUCCUCCGUUUCUUGUGGUGGCAGAACGGAGUUUUUACAAAAGAAGUGUCAGUGUUUCGCAUGACUGUCCAUCUUUUUGGGGCUGUCUCCUCUCCAAGUUGCGCUGCCUUUGCGUUGCGAAAAACAGCAGAUGAUCAUCAAUGUGAAUUCCAUGAGGAGGUUGUUCAGACUCUCAAAGAGAAUUUUUACGUAGAUGAUUGCCUUAAGAGUGUGGCAUCUGAAGAGGAAGCAGUUUCUUUAGUUCAAGAUCUUUCCAAUCUCUGUCAGCAAGGAGGUUUUAAUCUGACAAAAUGGAUAAGCAACAAGCGCACUGUCCUGCAAACCCUUCCUGAGGAGUGUCGAGCCAAGGAGUGGAAAGAGCUGGAUCUGGACAAGGACAGCUUGCCUGUUGAGAGAGCUCUUGGUUUGUUGUGGUGUGCGGAAACUGACUCAUUUAAGUUCAAAUUGGAGAUUCAGGAGAAGUCUUGCACAAGACGUGGAAUGUUGUCAGUGUCCAGUUCGGUAUACGAUCAAUUUGGGAUUUUGGGACCAGUAGUGUUACCUGCUAAGAUCAUGCUACAGGAGCUAUGCCGGAGGAACUUUGGAUGGGAUGAGACUGUGCCCUAUGAGAUAUUGUGUGGUUGGACACGGUGGUUGAAGGAACUUAAUGCACUCUCUGAAUUCAAGUUUGAGAGAUGCGUUAAGCCCAUGAGUUGGGGUUUCUACAUACAUGCGCAGCUUCAUCAUUUUUCAGAUGCAAGCGAACAGGGAUAUGGCACAGUCACUUACCUUAGAAUCCAGAAUAGCAACAGUGACAUUCAUGUGUCCUUCCUCAUGGGCAAGGCUCGAGUAACACCUUUAAAGGCUAUCACUGUUCCCCGCUUGGAGCUAACUGCAGCUGUUCUUGCUGUCCGUGUUGAUCUGAUGCUAAAGAAAGAGCUGAGGCUCCAGUUGCAAGAAUCAGUCUUCUGGACAGACAGCACAUCUGUACUCAAGUAUGUCAUGAAUGAGGACAAGCGGUUUCAUACUUUUGUUGCCAACAGAGUUUCCAUCAUCAGGGAAGCCACAGAGACAUCACAGUGGCGAUAUGUUGGCACAAAGGAGAAUCCAGCUGACUAUGCAUCCAGAGGAAGGAGGGCUGGAGAUUUUAUCAAGAACAACAGAUGGAUAGAAGGACCCAAGUUUCUGUACAAACCAGAAGAGGAUUGGCCUGUAAAUAUGGUGGACACUGCAGUAGGGGUUGAGGACCUAGAGGUCAAGAAGGAAGCCUCUGUCAAUGUGGUAAAUACUCAAGGCUCACUGAAGGGUACAAAUAGGUUGAUGGCUUACUUUUCAGAUUGGAGGAGACUGCGAGUAUCAGUUGCCUGGUUGCUUAAGUUGAAGAGGAUGUUGUUGAGAAGGAUUUGCAAGAGAAGAGUCAGAUACUGCUGAAGCCAACAAACAGAAUGUCCUAGAGCAAGGGAAUCAAAUAGCUAAAGGUAAAACAGGAGGACAAACCUUGUCGGCAGAGGAUCUUAUGGAAGCUGAGAUGGCUAUAAUUUGGUAUUGCCAACAGCAAAGAUUCUCUGAGGAAAUCGCUGCUUUGUCUUCUGGAAAGGAUACAGUAAGCAAACAGAGUGCCAUUUAUAAGUUGGAUCCAUGGUUGGAUAAUGGGCUUCUGAGAGUUGGAGGGCAGCUGACACGGGGUUCGUUGCCAGAAGACACAAAACAUCCGCUACUCCUCUCUAAAGAUCAGCAUCUGGCUACCCUUAUACUGAAAGAUUUACAUCAACAGCUUGGCCAUAGUGGGCGUAAUCACAUGUUGUCUGCUUUAAAAAGAAGGUAUUGGAUUACAGGUGCAACCUCAGCUGUGAGGAAGGUCGUAGCAGAAUGCUGCUUCUGUAAAAAAUAUAAUGGGAGGAUGAUGGGGCAGAAGAUGGCUGAUCUGCCUAAGGAGAGGAUUAUGCCAGAUUAUCCGCCGUUUACCAACACAGGCGUUGACUAUUUUGGACCAAUAGAGGUGAAAAAGGGAAGAGGUACAGUGAAACGCUAUGGUGUCAUCUUCACCUGCUUGGCCAGUAGAGCUGUUCAUCUUGAACUUGCCAAUUCUCUUGACACAGAUGCCUGCAUUAAUGCUCUGCGCCGAUUUAUCAGUAGAAGAGGGCAA